This is a messenger RNA of Punctularia strigosozonata HHB-11173 SS5, 789 nucleotides long. Its product is annotated as alpha/beta-hydrolase. The record is from RefSeq and is a predicted model, not a curated record. The transcript is spliced from 10 exons. Bases 1 to 789 code for a protein of 262 amino acids. Gene Ontology annotation, biological process: lipid metabolic process. NCBI's taxonomy places the organism in Eukaryota, Fungi, Basidiomycota, Agaricomycetes, Corticiales, Punctulariaceae.
AUGAUUCGUCCUUGGACUCUCUUUGCCCUCUGUGGUCUCCUUGCAGCCGUCACAGCCUCUCCGUUGAACAAGUUUGAUGAACUGAAAUUCUACUUCCAGUACGCGUCGUCAGCGUAUUUGGACACUUGUGCGAAACCGAAUGGCAAUACUCUCAUUGAAGAGUUCAGCUCUGCGGUGAUAGACACUCAAGGAUUCAUUGCAAGGGAUGACAGUAGGAAGGAAAUAGUGGUGGCUCUGCGGGGUAGCUCCGACUUCGCGGAUGCCCUCACAGACAUCAACAUCCUCCUAGUUCCGUUCUUAUCGCCAGAAGUGGUCAGCCCUCUCGGCGUUCUCGUUCACGCAGGAUUCCUCACAGGCUGGAACUCGGUCGUCAAGAACGUGACGGCCGUGGUGUCCUCCCAACUGUCUGCCCACCCUGAUUAUACCAUCGUCACCUCCGGGCACUCACUCGGCGGGGCACUGUCCUCGAUCGCCGCUGUGUCCUUAGCGGAGAACUUCCCGAAAAGCCCCAUUCGUAUGUACACGUAUGGGCAACCUCGAACCGGCGAUCCUUCGUAUGCGUUCUGGGUGAACGACAAAUUUGGCGCGAACGCGUUCAGAGUGAUCCCUAGCGUACCGACUUUGAUACCGCAAUUGAUCGGGUACCGGCAUCAUGGCAUUGAGUACUGGCAGUUCCAAGAUCCCGCAGCAGCAGCCAACACCACACAGUGCGCUGCUGAUGGGGAAGAUCCGAACUGCUCCGCUUCCAUAGAACCGUCUGGAGGCAUCAACGACGCGCAUCAUACCUAG